AUGACAGACAGCGACUCACUGCACAACACACCGGCAAAGCUGUCGGACGAGCAGAUCAACAGCGCCAGGAUCGCCUUCCUUUCACUUAAGGACAUCAAAACGCUUUCACCUGCUGAGAAGAAAAUUGUGCAGCAUGCCUACGAAACGGAGCUGGUGCACCUGAGCAACACAAUCAAAGAGAUCAGAGCCGAAGAAAAGCUUUAUAUCGAGAGACUGUGGAAAAAGUCAGCAGUGAUAGUCAAGAACAGAGAGGUGCCGAGUCAGCUCACGAACACCGAAUCUAUCCACGUCAAUCUGGUCAGGUCCCACAACAUAUUUGAGGUGAGCAUGGCUUGGAUACGGAAGAAAGUGAUGGCGGUGUACUUCCAAAGGCUGUGCACAGAUUCGAUGUAUUUUAUUGAGAAAUACCACAUGUUCUGCUACUCGGACAUCGCAAGCGGUCUUCUCUUCGAGCUGCAGAGCGCAGAGAUCGCGUUCAAUGCCAAUUUUUGUUCGAAUGCGCUAUUAAGGAGCGUGAAUGCCGCCAAGAAAACACCCUACAAGUGA
Messenger RNA from Vavraia culicis subsp. floridensis, 546 nucleotides. RefSeq lists its product as uncharacterized. Bases 1 to 546 code for a protein of 181 amino acids. The transcript has a single exon. NCBI's taxonomy places the organism in Eukaryota, Fungi, Microsporidia, Pleistophoridae. The record is from RefSeq and is a predicted model, not a curated record.